UGGAAAGAUGGCCUACAUAAUUUUAAUGAUCACGUUCUCCUUUCCCUUCCAUUAUGCCUAACCAUAAGGAACAUGCUACAGGUUCAUACUGCAGUGAGCAGGGUCAUAGAGUAUUUAGAACUCACUACAGGUCAAAGAUUUCCCUCAGCUGAUACAGUUCUCCAAGGCUAUCUUCAUUUUGAGGCACUUACAGAACAUGAUUAUCAGUACUCUUGUAUGACCUGUGGUGAUCACCCACCUGUUGUCAUUAUGGACCUGCAUAAGAAGGGAGCUUUCCAUUUGUCAGUUAGUGACCUGCCACAACCUCCAGUGGACUUCAAUGGAGAAGUUGAUGUGGAACAUUUUUGGGAGGCACUUUCAAUGGAAAAAAUUGGUCGAGGAUUUGUAUCAAGUCAACAUAACAAUCCAUUUGCAGUUCCACCAAGUUUCAACUUCUGGGCACCAUGGAUAGGGAAAAAGACUCGCAGAUCAAACCUUGUCCUUAACACAGAAUUUGAAAAAGUCCGUCCACAAAAACUGGCAGAGGUGUGUGAAAUAACAGUCUCUGAAGACCGGCUGAGAGAAGAACUGUACAAGCAGAAGGUUCAACUUGUUAGAAAAUUAUGUAGGGAGUGUGGAUUGGAUUCCUCUGGAUCGCGGACUGACCUCCUCCUCAGACUGUCCAAAGAAAUGCAGUCAAGGCAGACAUAUGACAAGGUUUUUCAAAAGAUUUGGGCUGCCUCAGGUGGUUGGGCUGUGGUUAUGUGCCCAUGUGGCAUUGUUUACAGUAUUAAAUGUAACAUCCGAGCAGAAAGCCCACGUGACUUUGCAGACAUCUUGUUGUCUUGGAAACACAUGCCAAAUAUUGUUAUAUAUGACUUUGCACGUGGAUUGGCAACACACCUUAAUCUCAGAGAGCCAGAAAGAUUACCCUUCACACCACAUGAAGGACGGUUAAGGGCCCCAACUGCAGACAACAUAGCCCAAGCCAAGGAUGGAAAACUUAAGGUGUCACUACCUUGGCUGAACUGCAAGAAACAGAUUCCAGACCGUGAUGGUCAUCCAAUAACUGGUUCAGCAGAGCAUUAUGCGCUCUAUGAUAAAUUUCAUGAAGAUAACACAAAAGAUGCCCGUGAUUCCUUGCGGAGAAUUAGUCUGGUCCCACAACUUGCCGGAAAAGUCAACAGUCAAGUCGCUGAACAGUUGUUUGCAAGAUUGAGUAAAAACAAUUACUUCCUUAAUAUGGCAUUACAAUCAACUCAUCUUUUUUUAUAUAUACAUUUCUAUUAUAACCACAGUGUUACUUACUGUAUUGUGUUUUUGAAAUAUUUAUGUUUUUAG
This is a messenger RNA of Astyanax mexicanus (Mexican tetra), 1320 nucleotides long. RefSeq lists its product as uncharacterized. The transcript is spliced from 6 exons. NCBI's taxonomy places the organism in Eukaryota, Metazoa, Chordata, Actinopteri, Characiformes, Acestrorhamphidae. The record is from RefSeq and is a predicted model, not a curated record. Bases 73 to 1320 code for a protein of 415 amino acids.